GGAAGCGAUUACCCAGAAUUCCGCGUGACCCCGUCCCGCGCGACUUUUCAGCGCUCGCGAACGGCGGCCGGUCGCGGCGUGAGGACCACGAACGUGGAGUGGGCACGCGAGUGGAGCGGGCACGUGGAGCGGGCACGCGAGUGGAGUGGAGCGAGCGAGUGGGCACGCGAGUGGAGUGGAGCGAGCGAGCGAGUGGAGUGUGCCCUCUCGUUGUGCUUCUCGCACACCGGGCGACAUGGACGCGAUGGACAAGAAGUGGGACGUCUUGGGAGCGCUGCGCAACUCGGCUCAAGGGAAACUGCGAUACGAGCGAAAAUGGAGCCCGGAGGUGCUGACGGAGGUGGUCCCAACGCUCUCGCCGCUGGCCGGAAGAGUGCUCGACCUCGUGCAGCAACGCUCUCAGUCCUCCCCUGAUGAGGAAGAGCAGAGCCGAGUCUCCAUCUUGUCGCCGCUGACCUCCCCCCGCUCUCCGCCACUCAUCAACUGCCAGGACCUCAUCAUAGGCAACAGAAGUGGCGGGAGCUGUAUCCGCCGCAGCGAUGAAACCAUCUUCGUGGUUUCCAUGCCGGAGGACCCAGCCGAGAUUGAAGCACAGAUCCGGAGCCAGGAGGAGAUGUACAAGAUGAGGACAAAGGACCUCAUCAUAGGCAACAGAAGUGGCGGGAGCUGUAUUCGCCGCUGCGAUGAAACCAUCUUCGUGGUUUCCAUGCCGGAGGACCCAGCCGAGAUUGAAGCACAGAUCCGGAGCCAGGAGGAGAUGUACAAGAUGAGGACAAAAGUCCUGCUGCACCAGCGGUGCAAGCGUCUGGAGGCAGCGGAAUGUGCCAUGCAGCACCAGGCCACCCAGCAAUUCAAGCGCUACGAGGAGGAGCUGGAGCUCGAGCAGCGGCUGGAGCAGGAGCGACGCAAGGACGAGCUGGAUAAGAGCUUGGUAGAGGCUCAGAAGAAGCUGGAAAAAAUUAUGGAGGAGCAUCAAGACCGAACAAAGGUGCUGAACAUUCGCUUGCACGAGGCGGCCGAGCAGCACCGGCGCGAGGAAGAGGAGGAGCGUCGCCGGCUGGCAGAGGGUCACGAGCGCGCGCGCCGUCUCAACGCGCUGCAGGAGGAGAUGCUGGCGCUGAACCGACGGGCCCAGCCGUCUCCGCCGCAGCCCGGCACCGCCGCCACCGCGGCUGGCGCUCAGUCGGGGGCACUGGCGCAACUGGCCGAGCUGCGCAUGCGCGCCGGGCAGCUGUGCGACACCGUCGCCACCGCCAUCAGGAACAGCUCGGAUAGCGGUGGCUUCGGCCCAAGCCCGCAGGACCUCGCGCAUGCUGAGCAAGUCUUGGCGGAGAUGAGGCUCCUGGCCGUGCAGGUGGAGGCGUUGAGGCUCCAGGAGGAACGGCGCUUGGAGGCGGAGAAGGGGGACGCACAGCGCCUGGCACGCGAGCUCCAGCAGCAGCAGCACCAGCAGCAGCAGCAGCAGGAGCAAGCCGAGCAGCAGAAACGGCAGCAAAAGGAGGAGGAGGAGACCCGAAAUACGAAUCAAGUGGGCUUGCAGCGAACGGAUAGCAGCAUCCUGAGCUGGUCCAAGGAGCUGCAGGUCAAACUGGAUGAGACCAUGAAGAACAUGGACGGCCUCAACAGCAGCAAAGACCCCAAGAUCAAGGCCAUUAAGUUUGAACUUGCCAAGGCAGUGUCGACACCAGUGUCACAAAUCUGCUCCACAUCAGGCUCUCACCUGUACGAUAUUACGGGGAAGCUGAACUCGCUGCUGAGCAGUCAGACGAUCGAAGUGGGCAACCGCUCCAUCAGCGUCUCUCGCCACCCGCAGGGCCUUCUCUACGCUCAAUACAAACUCGGCGAGAAGCUGGUGAAACAAGGAGAGGAGGAGGUGGCGUCGCAGCACAAGGCGGCGUUCCCCAUCGCGGCCGUCGCCAUAAGCCUGUGGGACCGCCACCCGGCCCUCGGGGAGCUCCUCCUAGCUCACAUGCACCGCAAGUGCCCUUACACCGUGCCCGUCUUCAACCUUCCCACACCAGGGCAGAACCAAGAGGACUUUUUCAGGAGCCUUGGCUACUGUUACGAUGGCAAGACGCUCGAGAAACAGGACCUCUUCCUCAACCGCAUGUCAGGCAUGAUGCGCCUCUAUGCAGCCAUCAUCGCCACGCCCGUACCCUCUCCCAGCAUGAACAAGAGCCACCCCCAUGGCUUGCAGUACGGCUGGCGGUGGAUUGCACAAAUGCUGAACUUGGAGCCGGUGUCCGACAUCUCUGCCACCAUGCUCUAUGACUUCCUCGAGGUGGCGGGUAACGCCAUGGAGCGUGCAUACUGCAGCCAGUUCUGGAAGCUGCUAUUUUUCAUCAUCGAAGAAUACUUGCCUAGAAUCGAGAAGGUGUCAAGUCCCGCGCAGAUGGGAUCAGUCAGCAGGCUGAAACUCUUUGUUGAGAGGUGUAUUGCCCGUCGUGUCGUGCCCCAAGCGAGCGGGUAUCUCUCCGAAAGUUUCUGGAAGACCUAAAGGGAGAACGGACGCAAUGAGUUUUACAACGCCCGUUACAAGUGUUCCUGCGGUGAGCCUGCUGCGAGUGGCUCUGUCAUGUUUACAGUGUCUCCUUGUUCGGGGGGUGUGGAGUGCCCUGGUCAAUCAAUUAACAAGUUGAUGUUGUUGCCACGAAAACCACAUUUUAGCCCGUUUUACAAUUUGUAAUCUUAUUUGUAUUGAAUUUUUUUUAUUUUGGAAAAAGGAGAAACAAAAUUAAAAUAAAGUUAAAACACACACACACACCACUGAAACUGCCAAAAAUCACGAGCCAAUUCUGGAACCCACAAUCCAGUGCGCGCUACGUUAGUUAUCGCGCUGCGUUAAACUGGGACUGCACCAGCUCGUCUUGAUGUUCCUACUCAUCGUGGAGUUGCAGAUAACGGGCAGUUGGCAUUACAUACAAUGCUGCUCAAUCCCUCAUCUUUGGGAGUGCGAAUUUCACGUUUUUCGUUCACUGUUGGCGUUCUCCCAAACAACACUUAUACAUGGGUGGGACCGUAUAACAGGCGACGCUUUUUUUUAUUAACUAUGUACAUCCAUUGAAUUGCCAGUCGAGGGAAUAUUGAGAGAGUACGGGAGUUUUUUUUGCGUGCAUAAAGUGUGCGACAACAGACACGGUGGCAAUGCGUACGUAUCAUUUUAAAAAAACUAUGCGAAGCAAUACAGGCAGACCUCGCUUAGCGUGGGCCCAUAGAACACCCAUUUCACUGGAGUGCUCUGUCCCUAGAGAAUAUUAGUUUUUCUACAAAUUUUUUUUAAUUAAACCAAAAAAAUCCACAGUCAUCUUUUACGAGCGGGAACACGCGCAGCAGUGCCGGCCGAGGGAAGCGUAGCCGCUCCCACCAUCCGCUCGGCCAAUGAGAGCGACGCACGGCUGAGCCAAUGAGAGCAACGGACGGCUCUGAGCCAAUGAGAGCGACGCACGGCUCUGAGCCAACGAGAGCGACGGACGGCUCUGAGCCAAUGAGAGCGAUGCACGGCUCUGAGCCAACAAGACCCCCAUCCAUCCCCGGCGAUUCGAUUAUCACGAUUCGUAGUCAUGAUAACUUUUUGUUAAACCAAGUUUUAUUUUUUUUCCCCCUCUCGGGUGAGAACUCGCGAGACCCAGGGUAGAGUCCUCAGGUUCCACCUAAAAGAAACCUCGCCACAGUAAAUGUAGACCGAGGGCAUCGCUAAGACCACGUGGGUCCUGGAGCUCAUUCUCUGACAAUGACGUGGACUAGGCGUGCAGCAGCAGCAGCUCCCUCCACCGCUGCCUUGUAGGAGGAGUAAAGUAGAAUGAACUCAUAUUCUUAGUUUUUUCGGUAAAGUCACGUUGAAGAGAAACAACAAAAUAAUAAAAUAUAUAUAAAACAAUAAACAAUUCUCACGACGUUUCGACCAUAACUCAAACGGU
Petromyzon marinus (sea lamprey) is the source of this 3917-nucleotide messenger RNA. Its product is annotated as mRNA export factor GLE1. The record is from RefSeq and is a predicted model, not a curated record. Gene Ontology annotation, molecular function: translation initiation factor binding; phospholipid binding; inositol hexakisphosphate binding. Gene Ontology annotation, biological process: poly(A)+ mRNA export from nucleus. NCBI's taxonomy places the organism in Eukaryota, Metazoa, Chordata, Hyperoartia, Petromyzontiformes, Petromyzontidae. Gene Ontology annotation, cellular component: nuclear pore; cytoplasm; nuclear pore cytoplasmic filaments.